AUGAAUUCACACUAUAGAACAUCCCAGCAGGUUGGGAAGAAGAAAAAGGAAGAGGAUCCAGAUGCGUUUAUGCGACUGUCAGAUCAAGAAAUAGCAGGAUGUAUCAGUGACAUAGGUGUACCCUUCUCCGAGAACGACCUCAAGACUCCCAAACCACAACAGAUUCAGAUGGUAUUCGAGCAUCUGGGCGACAUUCUCAUGAACGCGACUCGAGAUUCGAUAGUACCAGCCAUGAAUGCGGCUCACGAGGACAUCUGCAGUGACUACCCCGAUUUGAUACCAGUGGACAUCAGGCUUAUGAUGGGGUUCUUCGUCAGUCUUCGACGUAUGCUCAUAGAAUGUGGUGUCCACGACUUUUCCAUGAACGACCUCGUUCGUCCUACCUACGAGCGAUUAGGGAAGAUAUUCUCUUACGUGAUAAACUUCAUACGGUUUCGAGAGGGACAGACUGAGGCGAUCGAUGCCAAUUACAACAAGGCGGAAGAGACCAAGAACAGGAUAGAAACACUGUACAACGAAAACGAUGAGAUGCAACAGCGGCUCGAGGACAUGAGGCGCAACAGGAAAGCCAUGGAAGCUGCAGUCAAGGAGAAAGUUAGAAGAAAUGACGCGUUGAAAGAGAGGCUACUUGAGCUGAGGAAAGGACAAGAAAGGAUAGCAGAACAGCUGGAGCGAUCGAAAGCGGAGAAAAAUCGUGCACAGCAAUUGCUUGAAGACAAAACAGAAAGGUUGGUUAGAUGCCGACAAGAGAGUGAAAAGUUAAGGCCAUACGUCCUGCAAAGUCCAGCCGCGUUGCAAAGUGCCCUCACAGACCUGUCACAGGGUCUAGCUCGAGAAAAGGCUCAGAUAGAAAUGCUCGAGCGCAGGAGUAGAGCAUUACAAACAUCAUCCGACACCUUUGGAGUGGUACAGAACGAUGUACAGUCAUGCAUCAAAGUCCUUGAAGAAAUUGCAGUCGAGCUGCAGAAGGAAGAGGAAGAAGACGCCAAAGCGGCCAAGAACAAAGACGAUCUAAACGAGCGAGGUGCCUCAGUCCGAGAAGUCGAGCAAAACGAGCAACUUCUGCUGAAACAAUUGGAAAAGUGGGAGAGCAGAAUAGAGACGUUGAGAAAACAACAGAAAGAGAGAGAGGAACAAAACAAGACGAAGAUGGAGGAGUUGUGGGAACAGCAACGACAGCUUCGCGAAGAACGAGAGAUAAAGAGUCGAGAUAUGGAUAGGCGCAAAGCACGUAUUGACCAGACCGAGAAGAAGAUGGCAGAGCUGAAAGAAGCUAUCGAAAAAGAGGUCAAAGAUGCCCAUGAACAGUACCUCAAGCUCGAAUCACACAUCAGGCUCUACAUUACCGAGAUGGAGCAGAGCAUUGCCUGA
Molecule: messenger RNA, 1371 nt
Organism: Lithohypha guttulata
Lineage: Eukaryota; Fungi; Ascomycota; Eurotiomycetes; Chaetothyriales; Trichomeriaceae
Gene: NUF2
Product: kinetochore-associated Ndc80 complex subunit nuf2
Exons: 3
Coding region: 1-1371 (456 amino acids)
Biological process (GO): mitotic spindle organization; meiotic chromosome segregation; kinetochore organization
Cellular component (GO): Ndc80 complex; kinetochore
Molecular function (GO): protein-containing complex binding
Source: RefSeq, a predicted model, not a curated record